This is a messenger RNA of Electrophorus electricus (electric eel), 2144 nucleotides long. It is a transcript of the gene foxg1b, whose product is annotated as forkhead box G1b. Gene Ontology annotation, cellular component: nucleus. Gene Ontology annotation, molecular function: DNA-binding transcription factor activity; sequence-specific double-stranded DNA binding. The record is from RefSeq and is a predicted model, not a curated record. Lineage: Eukaryota; Metazoa; Chordata; Actinopteri; Gymnotiformes; Gymnotidae. Gene Ontology annotation, biological process: regulation of transcription by RNA polymerase II.
GCCGCGUCCUUCCUUCUAGAAGUCCUGUCAUGCAUGAAUGUCUCGAUCUAAGCGCGUCUGAUCUUUUUUUUUUCAAGUAGGAAAGCAGAGCUUUUUUGUUAUACCCGGCAUGGGUGAUCAGAGGGAGCCGACAAUGGUACAGAAGUCGACUUCAUUUAGCAUCAAAAGCCUCCUGCUCCCGUCCAGAAUUGACAGCCAGGACACCGGGAUCGCAGGAAAAAGCGUCCCAGUUUUGGGGUCAAAUUCAGAAAAAUCUUCGGAACCAUCGGAAAUGGACUCUGCAGCUUUCGAACACGAGCAAGCGAAAGACGAGUACGACUCUUCUCCAGAAGCGGAGAAGCCUUCGAAGCAGGGGAAGAUUGGUAAGUACGACAAGCCGCCGUUCAGUUACAACGCGCUCAUCAUGAUGGCUAUUCGACAGAGCCCGGAAAAGCGACUUACUUUGAAUGGUAUCUAUGAAUUCAUUAUGAAGAAUUUCCCUUACUACCGAGACCACAAGCAAGGCUGGCAGAACUCAAUCAGGCACAACCUGAGCCUCAAUAAGUGUUUUGUAAAAGUACCGCGACACUACGACGAUCCAGGAAAGGGAAAUUACUGGAUGUUGGACCCCUCCAGCGAUGAUGUAUUUAUCGGUGGAACCACGGGUAAGCUCCGACGACGGUCGUCGACUUCAAGGGGAAAGUUGGUGAUGAAAAGGGGUCUCCGCUUCGCGCCCCUCGGACUCGGCGAACGCGUGAGCAAUCCCCUUUGCUGGCCGUUGUCUCCUUUUAUACCCUUACACCACCCACAUUACAGCGGGUGCUCGCGCGGAUUUCUUAACCACGGACAAAGUUAUGGAUCACUUCUUCCAAGCGUGGAGCCUAUCAACGGGGACGUUUCUCGUCCAAUGCUUGGAGCCUCCACGGGCAGCAUCAGUUUGUCUAACGGAUACAGCGUGAGCUCGCCACCCGCUGGAUUACUAUCAGGGCACAAUGGGUAUUUUGUACCCGGAGCGCAACAAUCUCAGGCGCUUCAGAGCGGACCCGGGUAUGGAAUCUCAAGCUCUUCGCCCACGUUGCUGUCGGAUUCUCUAAGAACUACCAUGCCGUCGUUUCCCUCAACAUUUUCGAGUGGAUUUUCAGUUCUGUCGCCUCCUAAAAGGCUCGCGCCAAAUUCUUUCCUUAGCUGAGCGUUGGACGUUAACAAAACCGACAGAACAAAACGUCCCCAGAACUUCCCUUCUCACAACACACAACAUGCAAGCUCUUCUUUUGUGUUCCUCGUGGACUAAGUGUUUUUUUGUUUUGUUUUUUUAAUUUGUUGCUGGUUUAUUAUUUAAAGUAAUUUUGUAACAAUAGUAUAAUGGCAUACCAAAGGCGUUACAUAGGCCUAUAUGUGUUUUUAUAAAUAAUUAAAUUAAUUUAAAGAUUGGCUAUUUCUUUGUAAAUUAUGUAAUGCAUGUUUUGUAUUUAUUGAAAAUAUCGAUAACAUGCCUAUCUAGUCUAAUCUUGUGGUCUCAUAAACAGAAUAAUUUUAUUAUUCCUCACCUUUGUGACAUUUAAUUGUGAAUACGCCUUAACACGUUCCGCCUGGGGUUUACACUAGUGAAGGUGUACGUGAACUCGCCUCCUUACGCGUGCUAACAAUACUACAGUCAACACACAUCAAGCCGAUAUGCAGUGAUUGCCAACUGAUUUACCUCUUUUUUUGCAAGGCGAAGACAUUUGGCUUGGUUUCUAAGAUGCUAUAGGUGUUGGUCUUUAUCUCAGGAUAAAUGACAUAAAAAAGCAAGGCUAUUGCAUUAAAAACAAACAAGCAAGCAAACAAUAAAAACUGGUCAGUUCUGCAAAACUGCAUAUUAUCGUUCUGUCACGCGCGCGCAAUGACGACUAUUCAGAAAGCCCUCAAAAUGACAGACUAUUAUUUCCUAACAAUAUUCUAAAGGGUUUAAAUUCGGAAAUGGGGAGAUUAAUAACUGGAUGUUUAUCUUCGUUGACAUUUCAGUUCACUGAUAUGACAAUUACCCUGAUUGCUGUAAUUUGGUCGCCUCACCCCCUAAUACAUAUUUCAAUUUCCGUUCAAAUAUCUCGUGUCUUUCCCGGUGAAUCUUCGAGAAAUUCUCUUUGUAAAAAUGUAGCUUAAAUUUUUGCACCUUUAUUUAGUCA